AUGCUUACAAUACCAGAGCUCUCAACCUUUAUCGUUGACCUCACUACGUCGUGGACCAAUCAAUCAGUUCUGCCAACAUCUACUGCUCUGGAACCGGACACUAUGCGCAGAGUACGACAGCCUAUACUAUUCUACGAUGCGACACAGAAUGUGAUCAGAAGAUAUGGUGGAUGGCCAUACGACGCUCCGAACGGAGCCUUACCAGACGAUAUGCCGAGCGAGCUUUGGUCAUUUCCAGCAGGUACAAAAGACUCUAACUGGGUAGUGGAUACGAGUCCUAUAGCGAAUGGGCUUUCAAGCAGUUCUCCAGGGCCUUUUGCGCCUGCCAUUGCAUUCUCCGAGUCUGCAUUCUACGCGUUCGGUGGUAAUGUCUUCAAGCCUGCAGCGUUACCGAACAUGACAGUACUCUCAGGAGUUGUGACACAGGAUUUCUCAUCCCAAAGAUGGGACAACGUAACGACCAACAUCCCAAAUCAGAGUCAGUAUCGGACCCAAGCGAAGUCUGUCUUUGUGCCAAAUUUUGGAGACAAAGGAUUCAUCGUCACUGUCGGAGGCGAAUCCCCAGAGACAGAAGAGUCCUUUUACGAGGAGGCAAAAUUCAUGACCGACAUGUCAACCAUUACUUUAUAUGAUAUUGCCUCAGACACCUGGUACACUCAAACGGCUACUGGCGAAAUUCCACCUCCAAGGUCUGAGUUCUGCGCAGUCGGUGUGAAUAGCAGUGAUGGCUCAAGUUUCGAAAUGUUCGUCUACGGCGGGUCGACCAACGUAACAUACGACCAGAAUCACCCUGGGGAGGCCGGAUACUUGAGCGUCUAUGCGUUGUCCAUUCCUGCGUUCAAAUGGUUUCGAUCAGAGUCACGCACUCCUGUAAGACGGGCAUGUCAUACGUGUAGUAUUAUUGGGAAACGCCAAAUGGUUUCCGUUGGUGGGCGGCUGCCCAGUACCAGUAUGACUCUUGGUCAAGAGCGAGACCCUUGGAUAACAGGGCUCGGAAUAUUUGACAUGAGUGAAUUCACAUGGGCAGAGAGUUAUCGUGCCGAUGCUGCGCCUUACGAGCAGCCCAAAAUCGUUAAAGACCACUAUGCAUCAAGCUACCAAGAACCAAUCUGGAGCAACGCUGCUCUGGCUUCAAUUUUCGCAUACACAGCACCACCACCAUCGCCUGACUCCACAAACUCUGGAAGCAAUUCAACAAGCACGGGGUCAACAUCUGGAUCGAGCAGCACCACCACCCCAAACAACGAGCCUACAGUGGAGAAAAAAUCCAGUGUUGGUCCCAUCGUCGGCGGUGUUAUCGCCGGCGUUGUAGGUCUCGCGAUCGUUCUUGGAGUGGGCUUCAUGAUUGGACGCAAACGACGAGCCCGACAGAAGUCAUCAGCGGCCGAGGUAGCUGCUGAAGAACAUCAACCACCACCAGUUUAUAGAUCAAUGACGGAGCAUGCUGCCGAAACGGGAAUUUAUGAAGCUCCGGCGUCCAAGCCCAGGCAGGAACUCCCAGAUACUCCACGACAUAAGCAGUCACAUUUCGUCGAGCUACCCGUCAGUUCUCGUGACUGA
Messenger RNA from Exophiala bonariae, 1560 nucleotides. RefSeq lists its product as uncharacterized. Lineage: Eukaryota; Fungi; Ascomycota; Eurotiomycetes; Chaetothyriales; Herpotrichiellaceae. The record is from RefSeq and is a predicted model, not a curated record. The transcript is spliced from 3 exons. The coding region runs from base 1 to 1560 and encodes 519 amino acids. Gene Ontology annotation, molecular function: protein binding.